This is a messenger RNA of Cajanus cajan (pigeon pea), 1788 nucleotides long. Its product is annotated as photosynthetic NDH subunit of lumenal location 1, chloroplastic. Gene Ontology annotation, molecular function: calcium ion binding. Gene Ontology annotation, cellular component: photosystem II; extrinsic component of membrane; photosystem II oxygen evolving complex. Lineage: Eukaryota; Viridiplantae; Streptophyta; Magnoliopsida; Fabales; Fabaceae. The record is from RefSeq and is a predicted model, not a curated record. Gene Ontology annotation, biological process: photosynthesis.
UUAAGGCUUCUACAAAAGAAUGAUAUGGUUGACAGCUUUGGCAAUCUCUAUGGAGGUGUUGAAAACUUUGCACGAGUCUUACAUGCAACUCAAGGAUCAAGUUGCUGUGGUUAUAAUGUGACAUGGUGCAAGAAUACUAUGAGCCAGUGUUGCAUGUUUCACUUGUUUUCUUUGCCAACUGCGAAUUGGUAACUGAUACAAAUUUGGAAAUUAUUGGAAGACGUGAAUUAAAGGAAAGUUUGUUGGCUUUUAACAACUAUUAACAUCUCCAUAAAUUAAAAUAAAAGCAAUAUUAGUGAGCUGGCUACGUGUAUUGUGUAUAGUUUGGAGAAAUAACUUUCUUAUAAAAAAAUUGGACCCCAAGACCACAUUCUAAGAAACUCAUACACAAACUUGUUUUUUUUUUAAUGAAUUUAAACGACAACUUUUAAUAUAAUCAUAUUUAAAAAGAAGGAUCAACAUCUCAUAUAUAUUCACAUUUUUUUUUUCAUUCUUCCCUCUUAAACCUAUGGCCUAUACUCGAAUUCAACCCCACUUUAAUUAUGUGGACUGGUUUAGUAUGAAAGCACCACCCUAUUGAAAAAUAAUAUAAAAAAAAGUAAUACACUGUCCAGCAACUUUACAAAUAAUUUAGGCUAACUUAAAUCACUUGGUAACUAUUACCAUAUGAUUUUCUAUUUUCUUUGCAAAACUGACCGGCCCAAAUGCUUUUUUAGAAAUGAUUUGGGUUAGAAUACCCUGUUGAGAACCAUUUAUGGGCUAGCCCAACUUCACCUCAACAUCCAAUGAAUAAUUAUCUCAUUAUGGCAUAGUGGCGUUAUCCAAUGACAAAUAUCAAAAGAAAAACAUGUUUCAUUGUCAUGUGACCACAUACUCUAGCCACAUCAAAAGGUCUAAAUUCUAUCAUCUACUACACCCCAUCUCAACUCUAAACCAGUGUCAAGUAUGGUAAUUUCUUCGUGCUCUUUGAGCUGGAUUUCACCCUGCUUGUCCCAUAAGCUGAACUUGCCACAUUCUAUUUAUUUGCCACGUAAUACUGCAACUUCAUCUUCCAACACUGUCUUUUGUGCAUUGGAGACAACCCCAAGUAGAGAAAGCCACUGCCAGAGAAGACCGCUAUUGUUGGGCAUUGGAGCAUUAAGUACAAAUUUACAACCAACAAAUUUGCUCUUUGCUCAAGAAAUUUCAGACAGAUACGGAUCUUUUGUGGACUAUGAAGAUGGGUAUUCUUACGUAUAUCCCAUUGAUUGGAAGGAAUUUGAUUUCAGGGCUCGUGAUUCAUCAUUUGAAGACAGAUAUCUACAGUUACAAAAUGUAAGGGUGAAAUUCAUACCGACUGAGAAGAAAGACAUCCGAGAUUUGGGUCCAAUGGAAGAGGUUAUAUACAGUUUGGUGAAACAUAUAUACGCUGCACCAAACCAAAGAUCAACAAUAUAUGACAUGCAGGAGCGAACCAUAGAUGAAAAACAUUACUAUACAUUUGAAUAUGUACUUGCAUCACCAAAUUACUCUGGUGCAUCCUUUGCAACAAUUGCUAUAGGAAAUGGCGAGAAGGUACUACACGUUAAUUGUGGGAGCCAAUGAAAGGAGAUGGAAAAGAGUACGAGAUCAGCAUAAAGUGGUAGCCGACUCCUUUAGGCUUCUUGACAUAUGAAAUGUCACAGGACAAUGCAAGACAUGUUUUAAUAUGCCUAAAGAUCAAGUUUGAAAUAUAUAAAUAUAUCAAGUGCAAAAUAAUUUUUUACAAGUGAAUGAUAUCUUCUACCACUCUAAUAGCAAUUUUCGUUA